AUGUCUGUCAUGACUACUCGAUUGGACUCUCGCAAAUCGCUUCUAGGGGCGGACAACGGCUACGGAUACGGCCACUCGUACAACAACUCAUACGACAACAGCUACGCCCCAUCUCCUGUUCCAUCGCCGCAGCCCAUCCCUCAACCUCCCGCAUUCCAGGCCGCCGUUGAGCCAACAUACAACCAAGGUUUCGCCUACCGGGAAGGACUCACUCCUUCUGUUCCUCCACAAAGUAUGAAGAACGGCAAGAUCGAUUUCAUGAAGAGCCGAUGGCCGGCUUGCUUCAUGGCUGUUUCUCUCCUGCAGGCCGUCCUCUGUAUUUGCUUCGAAGCAUACAUCUUUGGCAAAUUCCAGGUCAACCUUGGUGCUCAUAACCCCGAUCCCGAAGUUCAAUCUCAGUACAAAACUAUUCCUACUUUCCUGACGCUCUUUAUUUUCGGAUUCCUUUACACUCUCGUUGUUGUUUGGGAUGCUCUUCGCCAAAAGAACACCAUUCAGAUCAUCGGUGUCUGCUUCUCCAACCUCGCCCUCAUGGUUUACACCACCAUUCAAGUCGAUCAAAUUAAAGAGGCCUUUGACAUUCUUGGUGAAAAGAACGCCCUCCGACCCGAAAUGCCUGCAGCAGAACUCUGGCAUGAUGUGAAGCCUUACCUCGUGGCUAUUCCCGCCAUCAUUGCCCUUGCUACCCUUGUCAUGGGCUUCCUUUCUUGGAAGAUCUACCAAGAGUAUGCUUGGGAUAUUCUGAAGAACAUUGGUGCUGAUUAUCGCAUGAAGAAGCGAUUCCUUCACUACCAGAUUUACAUCGCUCUGCUCAAGUUCGAUUUCUUCUUCUUCCUCGGCUUCAUCGUUCAGUUCGUUGUCGUCGUCGCCGACAAGGAUGAUCCUGAAUUCGCCCUGACCAUUGUCACCAUUCCCAUCACCAUUUUGAUUCUCCUAGCUGCCGCUUUCUUCACCCGCCGCGAGAACAAGGCCGGCAUGGUCGCUAUCAUUGUUCUUUACCUCGGAGGUCUCAGCUACUUCAUCUUCAAGUUGGUUCGGAUUUAUCAACCCGGACACAAGCAAAACUACGAAGCCGUUCGCCGAUCGUUGACUGCAUUCGCCGUCAUCACCAUUCUUCUCAUCCUCCUCACCAUCAUCAACGCCGUCGUGUGUAUGCUCAACUUUGGCAAGGGACUCAAGCCUCAUCUCCAGGCUUUGUCUCGCAAGCGCAAGGUUGAGGAGAAGCCCGAUGUCAACUCGAUCAACAUGCAGGAUGUCAAGCCUCAAAUUCCCAGUCGCAUGACUAUCGAUUAA
This is a messenger RNA of Fusarium venenatum, 1293 nucleotides long. RefSeq lists its product as uncharacterized. The record is from RefSeq and is a predicted model, not a curated record. Gene Ontology annotation, cellular component: Golgi apparatus. NCBI's taxonomy places the organism in Eukaryota, Fungi, Ascomycota, Sordariomycetes, Hypocreales, Nectriaceae.